Paralichthys olivaceus (Japanese flounder) is the source of this 2616-nucleotide messenger RNA. It is a transcript of the gene metrn, whose product is annotated as meteorin, glial cell differentiation regulator. The record is from RefSeq and is a predicted model, not a curated record. Gene Ontology annotation, molecular function: hormone activity. Gene Ontology annotation, biological process: glial cell differentiation; positive regulation of axonogenesis. Lineage: Eukaryota; Metazoa; Chordata; Actinopteri; Pleuronectiformes; Paralichthyidae.
CAGCCCGGAGGAGCAGAGAGGGAAGCUGAGGCGGUUCACUGGUGUUCACUUAUCUCACACAGCAGGGUGAGGAGAUACAGGAGCAUGGAGGUGACCGUAAUCAGGAAAAUAAUCAUUUUAUAACGUACUUUAGGAUUUGACAGGAUUGGAGGAUUGGAAUAAUCUCCCUCUGACUUUUUUUUUAAAAACUUUGCAUCCAGCGCUGUUGAAAAUGUGCGGUUCAGGGAUUUGGAUUAACGCAAUUUGGAUUUUACUUUUUGCCAUUUUUCAUGUUGCUCUUUCAAAUUAUUCCGAGGACCAAUGCAGCUGGAGAGGAAGUGGUUUGUCCCAGCAGCAGGGCAGCGUGGAGCAGAUCUCCCUCCACUGCUCUGAGGGCACCCUGGACUGGCUGUAUCCCAAAGGUGCCCUGCGCCUCAGCCUCUCGCCGCGCCUGCCUUCCGUGGCGGUGGGGCCCGGCGGCAGCAGCUCGGGCCUCAUCACGGCCUGCGUCAAGCCCUCAGAGCAGUUCCACGGGGCCCAGCUCUACCUGGAGAGGGACGGGGUGCUGGAGCUGCUGGUGGGGGACCGCCUGGAGUCCUCGCCCCCACCCAGGGUGCGGUGCUUCAGCCGGUUGCCCGGGGAGAGGGUGGCGCUGUUCCUGCAGGCUACACCCCACCAGGACAUCAGCAGGAGGACCGCCUCCUUUCGCUAUGAGCUGAGGGGGGACUGGACCGCUCGGCUGUCGCUGGACUCCAACACCAUCAGCAGUGAAGAAGCCUGCAGACCCUGCAACAACACAGAGAUUCUGAUGGCUGUUUGCACCAGCGACUUUGUGGUGCGUGGUAACAUCUGGUCAGUGGAGGAAGAUGAGAACCUACGGGCGGCAGUGAUCAAGGUCAGCGCCACUCGCGUGUUUCGCCAGAAGUACGCCCUGUUCACCGGCAACAGUCGCCUGACCAGCAAAGGCGAGAUCAGGACUCUAAUGCAGUGUGGCGUCAAACCGGGACGCGGCAGCUUCCUCUUCACGGGUCGCGUCCACUUCGGCGAGGCCUGGCUGGGCUGUGCUCCCCGUUACAAGGACUUCCAGCAGGCGUACACGAUAGCCAAAGCAGCCCAGCAAAUACCCUGUGAACUGCCUAUAGACUGAGUUCAACCUCAUGUUGUAGCUUGUCUAUGGCUCAGAACCAGGCUGGACUCGAAGCCAGGCCAAACUCAGCCCUGUUCCAUGUUUCGGAAGAAGCCCCAACGCGCAACCGUUGUCGACGUUGCCAUGGUGCCACCGACGGAUAUUCCCAAAGGACUGAGGAGUGAAAUGGACUUUUCCAACAUCAUUUCAGUGCAAUACACAGUCACCUGGUCCAGAAGACCAAGUGGAGCUGUGACAUGGUGGAAAAUGGAGAUUAUAAGCAUUUGGCAUCGUUUUAUGAACAGUGAUGCUGCUUCAGAGAAAGUCUUUGAAAAAGCUCUUUGAAAAAUCUCAUUUGGGAUAAAUUAAGUUAGGCCAUUAAUUCAGGCCUCUUCAGACUCAUAGCUCAGAAACUCAGGAACAUUUAGGAGAAGUUCAACAGAAAGUUUCCUGCCGUGUAGUUGAGGAUGCACCGCAGGCUGUGGUCUAAGAUUUCAAAAUGGCUGCCUUUUUACCGCAGUGUUUUUUCUGUUUGAAAAUGUCCAAUCACAGGACAGUGAUUUGGUUUUUUAUUACUUCCCCUCUAAUGGGGUCAUUCUCAGUGUUACUAUUAUUAAGGAGAUUAUUAAAAAACAGUAAAUGUUAAAAGAAUAUUUGCACUGAUUAAGGAAAGGGAAUGAUCUGGAAAGUGUGAUGCUGCAAGCACUGAAAACCAAAUAAGAGAAGCAACUUUAUGUAGCAUAGCGGAGCGAUUGAGAAUUUAAUAUAUGCACAGAUGGUGUGAGCACGUACAUUAGUGACACACAGCUGGGGCGACCUGAGCAGGUUCCACAGCUCCAUGUAGUGCUGAGAGCACUUUUCAUUUUCUGGCCAACUCAGAGAUUUUGUUUCUGAAAGGAAGAUGCAGUCUUCCCUUUGUAAGUUGUCACAUGUUUCAGCUCAGUGGCAAAAAAAUUAAAAAUAUUUCAAUAAAUCAGACUUUAUUUGGGUUCAAAUACUGAAAAUAAAUGCAGGUUGCGGGAGUCUUGCCAAAACAGGUGCAAGUUUGGAUGUUGUCAAGUCAUUCGCUGCUCUCUCCUGUCAUGUAUUGCUGGACAUUAUGGAUAUUUUAUGGGGCGUUUUCUAAGUAAAACAAGCUUUUAGAAGACAAAUCUGAUGCCAUGUGCAAGAAAGAAUUAAAAAAAUUCAGUGGAAAAAUGAAUUUCUACCCAAGGCUCCAUAUGCAUUUAUACAACUGCUCUGUUAAACAAUUUCAUUUCUGAUGUGCACUAUAUCAACACGAGGAAGAGGUUCAUACCAAAUGACCAUGAUGUGCUGAAGCGUUAUGUCUUAAGAGCGUACACUGCCAUUUUACUGUUUGUCAUUUUUGUCAUGUGAAUUUAUGUCAAUAUCAAUGUGAAUGUAAAUAUGUUCAUAAGAAAUUCUAGAAACAACGGCUGUGGAAAAAAAAGUUUGUCUUCAUAUUGUUGAUUAUUUUUAUGUUUGUCUGUGUUAUUAAAAUAUUAAGUAAG